Brassica oleracea var. oleracea is the source of this 2731-nucleotide messenger RNA. Its product is annotated as probable disease resistance protein At4g33300. The record is from RefSeq and is a predicted model, not a curated record. Gene Ontology annotation, molecular function: ADP binding. Gene Ontology annotation, biological process: defense response to fungus. Bases 101 to 2566 code for a protein of 821 amino acids. Lineage: Eukaryota; Viridiplantae; Streptophyta; Magnoliopsida; Brassicales; Brassicaceae. The transcript is spliced from 5 exons.
UUCACUUACCAUUAUCUUUGUAAAAUUUCCACGAAAUUUCCAUUUAGAUUCUCCUUAACUACUCUCUCUCUCUCUCUCGACCUCAUUGACUUCAUUAACAAUGGCCAUCACCGAUUUUUUCGCCGGUGAAAUAGCGACUGAGCUACUGAAACAGCUCUUUAUGAUAUCAGCCAAAGCAUGGAAAUACAAAAGCGUCGCUGAGAGGCUCAUCGACUUGAUCGAGAACAUGCAGCCGACCAUCAAGGAGAUUCAGUACAGCGGCGUCGAGCUCCCUCCUCACCGUCAGGCUCAGAUCGGUAUGCUCUCUAACACCUUAGAGAAAGGGAAGAAACUCACCGAGAAAGUGUUGAGCGCCCGUCGCUGGAACGUGUACAGACAGUUAACAUUAGCGAGGAAGAUGGAGAAGCUAGAGAAGGAUAUCUCUAACUUCCUUAAGAAUCAGAUAUUGACUCAUAUCCUCGCUGAUGUUCAUCUUCUCAGGGCUAACUCCGAUGUAAGGUUCGAUCGGGUUGAUAGGAGCCUUGAGAUGAUGACUGAGCACUUGGGGUCGAUGAAGAUCGGUGGAGGAGGGAUGAUAAGGGAAGCCAUGAAGAUAGCAGAGGCGACGAUGGAGAUUGAGAUGGGCAACGACGAGGAGAAGUUUGGUGUUGGGUUGGAGAUAGGUAAGAGGAAGGUGAAGAAGAUGAUGUUUAGCGCCGAGAGAGGGCUUAUUGGUAUCAGUGGCAUGGGCGGUGUCGGCAAAACUACACUUGCUAGAGAGCUUGAACGGGACGUUGAAGUCCAAUGUCAUUUUGAGAACAAGGUUUUGUUUCUGACUGUAUCACAAUCUCCGAUGCUUGAGGAACUGAGAGCACAUAUAUGGGCGUUUGUGUCUGGUUAUGAAGGUGUAAACCCUGUUCCAAACUGGAAUUUACAGUACGAGGGCGGUGUUAAAACACAGAAGCUGGUGAUUCUUGAUGAUGUUUGGACAAGAGAAGCGUUGGACGCCUUGACGUUUAAUAUCCCUGGUUGCACAACACUUGUGGUCUCACGGUCCAAACUCACAGAGCCUAAAGCCACUUAUGAUGUGGAAGUACUAAGGGAAGAUGAAGCACUCUCCCUCUUCUGUCUCUGUGCAUUUGGUCAGAAAACUAUCCCUUCUGGUUUCGACAAAAAAAUGGUCGAGCAGGUUUCUGGUGAGUGUAAAGGUCUACCUUUGGCUCUCAAAGUCACAGGGGCUUCACUAAAAGACCGACCUGAAAUGUAUUGGAAAGGAGCAUUGCAGAGGUUACAAAAAGGUGAACCUGCUGAUGAAACUCACGAGACUAGAUUACUUCAUCAAAUGGAAGCUAGUCUAGAAAAUCUUGACUCGACAACCAGAGAGUGUUUCUUGGAUCUUGGCGCAUUUCCUGAAGACAGGAAGAUUCCUGUAGAUGUUCUUAUCAACAUGUGGAUUGAGAUACAUGAUCUAGAGGAGGCCAUUGCUUUUGCCACUCUUGUUGAUUUGUCGCACAAGAAUCUACUUACCCUUGGGAAAGAUCCACGGCUUGGCUCUUCAUAUGCAAGCUACUAUGAUGUGUUUGUGACACAACAUGAUGUUCUGAGAGACUUGGCUCUUCAUUUAAGCAACAAAGGGAAAGUAAACAUAAGGGAGAGACUGCUGAUGCCGAAAAGAGAGUCAUCUCUUCCAAAAGAAUGGGGAAGGAACAGUGAUGAGCCAUACAGAGCUCAGAUAGUCUCUAUUCAUACAGGGGAUAUGGAUGAGAUGGGUUGGUCUGACUUUGACAUGGACUUCCCUAAGGCAGAGAUUCUAAUACUGAACUUCUCUUCAGACAAAUAUGUUCUGCCUCCUUUCAUCACUAAGAUGAGCAAGCUUAGGGUCCUAGUGAUCAUCAACAACGGCAUGUCCCCUGCUCUUCUCCAUGACUUUUCGAUUUUCGCCAACUUGUCGUACCUAAGGACUCUCUGGCUGGAGAGAGUUCAUGUCCCUGAACUCUACAACACUACAGUUCCCUUGAAAAAACUCCACAAGAUGUCUUUGAUCCUCUGCAAGAUCAAUAACAGUUUUGAUCAGACAGGAGUUGACAUCUCCAACCUCUUCCCAAAAUUAGCUGACCUGACGAUAGAUCACUGUGAUGAUCUAGUCUCACUACCUUCAAGCAUCUGCGGCAUGACAUCUCUCAACUCCUUAAGCAUCACAAACUGUCCACGCCUCAGUGAAUUGCCUAAGAACCUCAGUAAUCUACAAGCUCUUGAAAUUCUGAGGCUAUAUGCUUGUCUUGAGCUAAAGGCAUUGCCUGUGGAGAUCUGUGAGCUUCCUCAGCUUAAGUACCUAGACAUCUCACAGUGUGUUAACCUGAGCUGUCUUCCAGAGGAGAUAGGAAAGCUAAAGACGCUUGAGAAGAUAGACAUGAGAGAAUGUUUUUUCUCGGAUAGACUUAGCUCUGCUGUUUCUUUAGAGUCUCUACGCCAUGUGAUUUGUGAUAAGGACGUUGCGUUUAUAUGGGAGGAAGUUGAGAAGGCUGUUCCAGGGUUGAAGAUUGAAGCUGCUGAGAAAUGUUUCAGCUUAGAUUGGCUCGACGAGUAAGACCAUAAACCUAUAGUACGAGUGGCCUUGUAUCAAUUGUAAAUAGUUUUGAGGGAUUAGUGUAGGGCUUCUCUUCUUUGUUACUUAAUAUCAUGCUUUUGUAGUAAAGAUCUCUCUGUACAGUUUCUACAAACUCAAUCGGUCAAGUCUCUUUUUUUUUGCUUA